UUUUAUUUUAAUGUUAGGUGUUUGGUUGGCAUGGUAAAAAUAUUGAUUAGUCUCAGGGUGCUUGACUCGACAAAGCAAGCAGGUUUAUUAGUGAUUUUUAUAACUGUUUUAAAUCACUGGAGCCAUGGAUAAUAUUUGGCAAGAUAAUCAAGUUCGAUUUGACUCUUCUUUGUCGGACAUACAAAUGCGAAAUGGGGAAUUACUUAUUGACAAGCUAGAUAUGAUUGAAGACACGAAGGGCAAUGCUGGAGAUCAAGGACGAUUGAUGGUAACAAAUUUACGAAUUAUAUGGCACUCGUUGUCUUUGCCAAGAAUAAAUCUUAGCAUUGGUUACAACAGAAUUUUAAAUGUUACCACAAAACAUAUAAAUUCAACAAAAGUAUAUAGACAAACACUUCAAGUUUUGCAUAUUUUAACAUCAUAUAAAAAUUGUAGAUAUGAAUUUAUUUUUGCAAAUUUAAAUACAAAAAGUACAAGACAUUAUACGUCUGUUAUUGGAGUAUACAGAGCUUAUAUGUCAACAAAAAUGUAUCGUGAAAUAAAAUUACGUGGUGGAUUUAUACAAGAUAAACGUUUAAUGACAUUACCACUUGAAAAUAUUAGCAGUAUAUUGCCAGGAGUUUUAAAUUUGUCAACAGAACAAGGUAAUGUUGGCACUUUUAUUGUGACAAACAUUAGAAUCGCUUGGUUUGCUGAUAUGAAUCAUCAGUUUAAUGUUUCAUUGCCGUAUCUAGUAAUGUCAAGUGCUAAUAUAAGAUCAUCAAAAUUUGGACCAACAUUAGUCAUAGCAAGUACUGAAGGAAGUGGUGGAUAUAUUCUUGGAUUUCGUGUUGAUCCAAUACAAAAAUUACAAAUUUUAUUUAAAGAAAUAACAGCUCUACGUGAUGCUUUUGAAAAAUCUCCAAUUUUUGGAGUUGAAUAUACAUUUGAACAUGAGGGUAUAACUGAGCCAGAAACAAAAGAACUUGAUAAUAAAGAAAUUCAAGAUAUUGAUGAUGAAAUAACAAAUGUUUUUGGUCUUUAUUUUGCUGAGGAUAAUUCAAUUCAAAGAAAACCAAAAUUAUCACAUCUAGGUAUUGCUGUUGAAGAACCACGAGAAGGUAUUACUUUACAGGGACUUUGGGAAUUACUUCCAACAACAUGACAAAAGUAAAAAUUAUUAAUACGUUAUAUUUGUAAAUAAAUUAAAAUACCAAAAAAUAUUUAAAUAUAUGUUUUGCUAUAUACUUUGAGAAAUAUAUUUUAUUAAUUUGUGUGCAAAACAAAGUUAAACGAAUUCUAUUCGCUGUAUAAUAAUAAUAUAUUUAAAUACAUAGAUUGAUAAUUGAGUAUUGACAAAUAUUUAUGUCAAUUUUAAUUUUUUUUUUGAUUAUAUCAAAAUCCCAAAGGCCAAAAUAAGUCUUUCUUUUUUUAUAUAUAAUAAUAGUAAUAAUAAAAAUA
This is a messenger RNA of Aphidius gifuensis, 1440 nucleotides long. RefSeq names its product Bardet-Biedl syndrome 5 protein homolog (gene BBS5). NCBI's taxonomy places the organism in Eukaryota, Metazoa, Arthropoda, Insecta, Hymenoptera, Braconidae. Gene Ontology annotation, molecular function: phosphatidylinositol-3-phosphate binding. Gene Ontology annotation, cellular component: ciliary basal body; BBSome. The transcript is spliced from 7 exons. Gene Ontology annotation, biological process: intracellular transport; cilium assembly. The coding region runs from base 125 to 1144 and encodes 339 amino acids. The record is from RefSeq and is a predicted model, not a curated record.